AUGGUUACCGUCAGCCCCGUCCCCAUUCCUACGCCAAAGACGAAGCGGCCCAUCCCUCCGGGCAUACAGACUAAUGGCUCCUCUGCGCCGGCGGGGACGUCGUCGCCGUCCCCUUCAAUGUCUGCGAAGAAGCCCCCGACGAGCGCCGCCAAGCAGACCCCGACCUCGGCGAGCGAUCGCACCAUUACCGCCUCCACCGUGCGACCGGUGAAUCGCGCCCGUCGGGAAGCAUCAUCACAGGCUCUGGGUAGGGCCUCGAGAAAUAGCGCGGGCUUGCGCAUUGCGUCGUCGCUCGAUAUGGUGGCUGUAGACUCGCAGCCGCGCCCAUAUGCCCUAUCGCAAAGCGAUGUCCUCAAGAAAUUCGCCGGCCGACCUCCGUCUCUGGUCAUCCAUCUACAUCCGGGACACUUUCGGUUCGACGGACAGGACAGCGUGUUCGCGUACAAAUCCCCCAUGAAGGUGUUCUUGGAACACCUCCGCGCCAAGACGAUCCCUCACGACCUAUUGGAAUACUUUAUCCAGGCCAAUGUGCCUUUUUACGAUGGCUGCCUUAUUGUGCAAGUACACGAUCACAAGUCGCAAGCACAGCCGAAAGACGACAGCAAAUCCAAAUCCGCAUCCAGCGCCGUCGUGCCGUCGAGCAUCCAUAACUACAACCAGUAUCUAACUCCUUCGCCCUAUAUCCCGUUUCCCAAAGAUGGAGCGCAGACCGGCGGGGCGAUCAAGAAGGACGACGAGAACCAGAAGGAGGCGAAACCGGCCGACAAGGAUGCGGAGAGUAUGCCUGCCCCGAGCCUGCCAGGGGACGGCUCCAAGGCAAAGUCGCCCGCCAAGGCCAAAGUCUUCACCAAGGUCAUGUUUCCUACGCAGGAGAGCCUGCAGGCGGACCUAAGAAUAAAGGCGACGACGGCCGGGACUGCCACCGAUGGAGCGUUGCCGCCGUCGACCCCGAUGUCCUUGGUGCCUCCGACUCCGACCGCCGGCAACAUGCCACCCCCAGCGAAGCGCCAGAAGAAGGAGAAGAUGGAGCUCGAUGGAAGCAACAUAUACGCGGUCGAGGGGCAAAUUUUGCUGGAGACGAUGCCCAAGCUCAUGCUUGAGCCGACAAAGAAUGCCGAGGAGACGAUUGCUCUUUUGGAGGCCUGGGCGCAUCCCAGCCAUUCCGAGCCGCCCCCGCAACCCAAAUCGCGCAAGCGUACCGUGGCCGAGAUGGCAGCGGACGAGGCCGCAGCCGCCGACCAGGAGCGUUAUAUGCUCGUCCUGGACGACAGGCUGUCCGCCACUGCAGCGGGCAACCAGGUCUCGGGAGGUGCCGACGGGGACGCACAAAACGGUGGCACCACCUUCGAGCCCAGGUUCGAACGGUUCAAGGUUAUCGAGGACAUCAAGAGGGAGCAAGCCGAGAAGAAGGAACAGGAGCGCAUCAAGCAGCAGGAGAACGACCGCCGGAUGCAUAUGCAGCGACAGCAAGAGGCUAUGCAGAGGCAGCAGGCCGAGGCCGAGAAGGCGAGACGGGAUGCGGCCGCGGCAAGAGAGAAUCAACUGCGACAGGCCGAAGCUCAGCGACAAGCCAUGGCGGCCCGUGCCGCCGCCGCGGCGAACCAGGCGCAGAACGCACAGAACAUGGGCCAGCCUCAGCAUGGACAUCCCGUUCAGAACGGGACCAUGCCGACCGGCAUGCCCAACGGUGUCGCCGUUGCCGGUCAAAACGCCAUGGCCAAUGGCAUGCAAGGCCAGGCGCAGCCUCGUUUCCCGGCUCAAAUGUCACAAGCCCCCGCUUCGUCACCCGUCAUACGACAGGGUACACCACAGAAUAUGUCUUCACCGAUGGUCGGCAGCGUCCCCAUGCAGCAGACCAACUCGAACAUGGCCAACAGCCCUCCCCGACCGCCCUCGGUGGUCCAAAAUGCCCAAAUGGGCGUGCCCAUGGCCCAUCAAAUGUCUGCCCGGGGCAGCCAGCAAAGUCAUCCCUCAGGAACACCCCGUAUGCCUCACUCCACACCCAACAUGGCUCAUGGCACGCCCAUCAACCGGCCUGCAAUGGUUGCAACUCCGCGCAUGACGCAGGCGAGCCCGCCACCCAACAUGAUGGCCCAGAACUCGCAGAUGGGCCAGGCCAUGAUGAUGAACAACCAAGGUAUGGCGCAGCACAACCCUCAGGUGUUUGCGCAGAUGGCGGCCCAGCAGCGUGCCAUUGCCCAACAACAGCAGCAAAUGGCUGCCAUGCAGGGCGGCGGCGCGCACGCGGGCAUGAACGGACAAGGAAUGUCUCCACAGCAGCAGCAACAGAUGAUGCAGAUGAUGCAGCGGCAGAUGAUGCUGCAACAGCAGCAGCAGCAACAGCAACAGCAGCAGCAGCAGCAGCAGCAUCAACAACAGCAGCCGCAGGGAGGUAUGAUGACGCCCCAGCAGCAACAGCAGCAGUUUGCCCAGUACGCCCAGCAGCUUCAGAACAUGCAGGGCAACCAGCUGCGGCAGAUGAGCCCGCAGAUGCAGGCCCAGCUGCAGCAGAUGGCGCGUAUGGGACAGAUGGGCAACCCGAUGCAGCGACAGGUCAGCGGCCAGAUGAUGAACGGCAACGUCAACAUGCAAGCAUUCGCUGCGAUGCAGAUGCAGCAGGCACAACAGGCGCAGCAGCAGCAGCAGCACCAAGGGCAGCCGCAGCAAAUGGGGGCCAACCCAAUCCAGGCGCAGAUCCAGGCCAGCGCUCGCCAGAUCUACGGACGACUGCUCCAGGCUGCCAUUGCCAAGUUUGGCGGACAAGACCGGGUACCGCCAGAGGCGAUCGACAAGAUGAAGCAGUCGUCUAUGGCCCAGGCGCAGCAGUUGCUCCAGCAGACGAUGGCGCAGCGAAGGGCACAGCAGCAGAUGAUGCUCCAGCAACAACAGGCGGCAGCGCAGCAGCAGCAACAGCAGCAGCAGCACGCCGCAAUGCAGGGCAUGGGAGGCAUGAUGGGACACCAAGGGAUGUAG
Messenger RNA from Purpureocillium lilacinum, 2973 nucleotides. Its product is annotated as transcription factor spt20. Gene Ontology annotation, cellular component: SAGA complex. Gene Ontology annotation, biological process: regulation of transcription by RNA polymerase II. The record is from RefSeq and is a predicted model, not a curated record. Gene Ontology annotation, molecular function: transcription coregulator activity. Lineage: Eukaryota; Fungi; Ascomycota; Sordariomycetes; Hypocreales; Ophiocordycipitaceae.